Messenger RNA from Drosophila subpulchrella, 2740 nucleotides. RefSeq lists its product as uncharacterized. The record is from RefSeq and is a predicted model, not a curated record. Bases 66 to 2591 code for a protein of 841 amino acids. NCBI's taxonomy places the organism in Eukaryota, Metazoa, Arthropoda, Insecta, Diptera, Drosophilidae. The transcript is spliced from 7 exons.
UUACUAUCAGUACGAAAAAGUUAACGGGUGCAAGAAGCUUCCCAACGAAAUCUGAACAUCUGACCAUGAAAUCGAAACAUCUCCUGGCAGCAGCUGUCUGCCUAGCUUCUCUCCUGAUCUUGGGGACACAGGCGCAGGAGAAUGCAAUGCUGCAAAUUCCCCCCUCACUGGUCGAGUGUUAUAAUACAUCAUUCUUCAUGAAUCGGGAUAAUCGUCUACCAGCCAAUAUGGACACGCUCAUUUCGCUUAUCGAGAAGGUGGAAAACAGCUACGCCGCAACUUCAGGUGUGCAGGCCGAUAUUCGAACCGUGGCUGUGGCCUUGCUCCAUCGUUUCCGCCAAGAUGGCAUUAAAAAGGCAGCUGGAAUUAAUGCCGCUGAUGGCGUAAUACCGUACAGUCCAACAGGCUUUCAGUUUCCCAAGUUUAAAAUUUUACUGUCACGUUUAAUUCCGGGAAAUGCCAACAGCUUUCCCAACAGUUCGUUGACGAGUGUAGAACGAUGCUCCCUGCAUUUUAUGCUAUCGAGCACCUUUGACACCAGAUCGCGCGGCGAUGAAAACAACGUGUGCAACCAGCUCUCUCAGUAUCGAGCCCAGCGACUGCCACGAUCCCUGAAGAAGGACUAUGACAACAACUUCAUUAGCGACGUUGAAUGGCUGGAUACUCGACCAAAACGGGGACGGUCUUCCGUAUCCGUCUUAAAAUACGAACAGUUGGGAGAAUUGGACUAUGAAUCCGACUGGGCAUACGCCGGCUCAGAGGGAACUAGCCAAUGCCCCGUGGAGGAUGGCCUUGUUCGGACGCGCUGGGGAACGGUUUCUGCAGGUACCCUUAUUGCCGGCAUCGCAGCUGGCGUCCAACAGCAGACAGUCCAAUUAAAUACCCUAUUGGCCCUGGCCUCCCAACGACGUGCACGCGGUCGCAGUCAGUCCCAGACAAGCAACACCAUUGACAAUAGGUGGGCGGCCACUUUGGCUGGGGACUUGGCUGAGGUCACGCUGGUCCAGCUUCCAGGGUCGACCAGUUCAGCUUCUGUUGGAGCUACUGGGGGGUGGAAUGAUACAGUUCUGCCACAUUGGUACUUCUUGUCGCAGCGAACCAACCUUGAGGCGACUGAUGCUGAGAUCCGAGGCGGCCUUGAUGGACUGAUACUUGCAAAGAACGUGGCCAGCUGGAGAACUCAGGCAUCCAGCCUUAAACUUUCUCAACUAUUACGCAUGUACUACUCCACAAAUGGAGUCCUUAGUUCGGGAAUCAAUGCCUGCAGUAGGCAAAGCCAGUUUACAAAUGUUGCGCCAUCACAGGAAAUGGAGGACCAGACAAGCGCCUUUGCCUUAGUAUUGGAUCGUGAAAUGCAGUUGCGCGUCACCCUCACGUCGUCCGCAAUUGCCCAGUAUGCCGGUAACGCCACCGCUUCGCUGGUGACGUAUGUGCCACAAUCGUUAAACGAUGUCUCUUGUACGGCAACUAGCAAUCUUGACUUGACGGACAUUAUAACUCCCAUGACUAACCUGUACAUUUUCUUGGAUACAUCUUGGCAGUAUAGCACUAUUGUUGACUAUGUGGCUUAUGUUAUUCAGCAGCUAAAUAUCCACCCCUAUGCCUCUACAGUCACCAUGCUUUCAGCACAAGAUGGUUCUGUUAUAGUGAACACUACUAACUAUAUCACCGAUUUGUAUCAGCAAUGGAAUGUCACUACGCAGGCGUUAUAUACUCAGGGAUUCAAUCUUCCUAAUGUGCUGCGGACGAUUCAGAACCUUACCCAGAACCUAAUGAAUGUGGAGAAGACUAAUUCGAGUUUAAGUGGUCACUCCUUGGUUGCUCUAAUCAUGCCAAACCAGCAAACCGUUAAUGAUGGCGACUCCAGCUACGCGACUACAGAGAUACAGUACAUUCAAGAACAGAUUCCAGACCUGCGUUUUAUAUACUAUGGCGGAGGAAGUAUUCAACGGUUUUCGAGCUUUGUCCGCGAUCCCUCCCAAGAUCUUUUCUCCCUCACUUUGGGCAGUACAGCGGCGACGUCGGCGGGUCCAGUAGCAAAGCGCAUUAUCCAAAUUCCUCGACGCGUUAUUAACCCACGCUGUGGAUCGAAUUGGUACACAAAUAGCUGGGGCACUGAUCAAACAGCACAAUAUGUGGGGCCCGGCAAAGUCAACUUUUACAGGGUCUCUGCCAACUAUUUCUUUGGAACUGGUGCGAACCGGUACUUGACCAUUCAGUCCCAGAAUGGAGGAUCUUACACGAUAUGUACUUCACGCACAUAUUCGUGGCCGCAACAGAACUCAACUACUAGCUCGUCUGCAACGUCAAUAGAUCAGAGUUGCACGCAAAUAAAUGGAAAUAGUUAUAGUUACGAUCUUUCAAGCGCCUGUGAAGGGUACUACACUAUUACCCAGUGUCCAGACUUGUAUCUGUCAGUCCAGGCUACCUCAAAUACCACGUCCUGCACACAGGAUGCCUGCCAGACCCCUGACCAAUGGCGUUAUAUUAUGUCAAUGGUCAACAUGGGCUGCUAUAGCGGUGUCUCGGGCCUUGCAGCUAGCCUUCUAACAAUUCUGCUCGCCUUGUUGGCUCAGAGGCUGAUUCAGUGAUUGGUGGCUAGUGUAUGGUAGUAUUAUUACCUUCCCGUCCGCUAACACAAACAAAUAUGUUGUCCCUUUACUAUAAUUCUAUAUUUUGUCGUAAAUAAGUUGUAUGUUCCAGUAAGAAAGUCGUGAAUAAAUUUCCCACUUUAACUGCA